AUAGAUAGAUAGCUGUAGCGUGAUUAGCGACGUAAGGGCAACUGUAGCUACACGGACUAAAUUUAACUGCGCACAGUGGGCGGGUCUUAGCUCAGAUUGACGGGUCGCGAACAAAUGGGAUUUCAGAACUCGCCGCUGUUUUGGGAAACGUUAACCAAUCACAAUCAGCAGGGGGAGCAACAGACUCAUCGUGGUCAAUGCAAACGGUUGAAGAGUGAAGAUGUAGAGGCAUGAGUUCGUAGACGAGGCUUUCACAGAGAACAAAACAAUUCACGGAUAAUUAAUUGUCUUCAUUUAGCAACUGAAUUAAUGUUCGCUGGUUAUCCCGACCGUAAGCUCACAGGCGGAAAACUUAACAUAAUGACUGUCAAGGACAGAGCAUGUUUUGCAGCGUCAGUCUCUAAAAUCAGCCACACGUGUAACGUUUGUUAGUGUCCUCUAAUUAUGCUUCCAUUCACCUGUCGUGGGAUAUGGAGAGCUGCCGUCCACACACUUAGGACAAGAGGAAUGCCACCCUGCAGACUCCUGUCCACCUGUGAUGGAGUCCCACCUGGCCUGGCUGAUGCUGAGACCAUCUUUGCACUGUCAUCGGGUCAUGGCAGGUGUGGGGUGGCAGUGAUACGAGUCAGCGGUCCAGCAUCGGCUACAGCACUGAGGUGUAUGGCAGGGCUCACACGCAGCCUCCCUCCUCCACGCACUGCCCUGUUACGCAGCAUCACAGACUCCCAAGCAAAAGAAGUGCUGGACCGCGGGCUUGUCCUCUGGUUCCCGGCUCCUCACAGUUUCACAGGAGAGGACAGUGUGGAGUUCCACAUCCAUGGUGGUCCUGCUGUCGUUACUGCUGUCUUACAGGCUCUAGGAAGUGUGCCUGGCAUGAGGCCUGCCGAAGCUGGAGAGUUCACACGGAGGGCCUUUCAAGCAGGGAAACUGGGUUUAACAGAGGUGGAAGGACUCGGAGAUCUGAUCCACGCUGAGACAGAGGCCCAGAGGAGACAGGCUCUCAGACAGAUGUCAGGAGAACUGGGACGCCUCUAUCAGGACUGGAGCCAUAGACUGAAACGGUGUCUGGCUCAUGUUGAGGCUUUCAUCGACUUCAGUGAGGAUGAGCUCAUUGAGGAUGGCGUCUUAAAUCAAGUUGACAGAUCGGUGUGCACUUUACAAGCGGAGAUGGUGAGACACCUAAAGGAUGAGAGGAGGGGCGAGCGGCUGCGCAGCGGAGUUCAGGUGGUCAUCGCAGGAGCUACUAAUGCAGGGAAAAGUAGCCUACUUAACACGCUCUGCCAGAGACCUGCUGCCAUUGUGUCCCCCAUUGCUGGGACCACCAGGGACGUAGUGGAGACGGCACUGGACAUCGGUGGCUUCCCUGUCCUCUUAAGUGACACAGCCGGCCUCAGAGAUAGCCUGGACCUGGUGGAGAGAGAGGGGGUCCGCAGAGCUCGGGAAAGGGUGGAGCAGGCAGAUCUGACUUUGGUUGUUGUGGACUGUGCUUACCUCCCUACUGAUGUUCAGCAGGCUGCAGCCUUCCUUCAGGGACACCUAAAGAGUGUUCUGCAAACCCAGGAGCAGCCUGAGACAGCACUUCCUGCAGACAGGUAUCUCCUGGUGCUGAAUAAGACUGACUUGGUGCCUGAAGAUCAGAGACAGAAGCUGGACAGGGAGUUGAGACAGGUCUCUGGGCUUCCUCCUGUCUGUCUGAUCUCCUGUCACACUAAUGAAGGACUGCAGGACUUCCUCACAGUGCUGCACAGCAAUGUCAAAACUCUGUGUGGCGACCCUCUGUCUGGUGCCCCCACCCUGACCCAGGCCCGCCACAGGGCCCACCUGCAGCAGUGUGUGGCAGCCCUGGCUCAGUACCAGCGCUACCGCGAUGCCGAUCUCGCUCUGGCAGCCGAGGGCGUCCGCUUGGCUCUCACCAGCCUGGGCCGGAUCACUGGACGGGUCGGGGCAGAGGAGAUCCUGGAUAUCAUCUUCAAAGACUUCUGCAUUGGAAAAUAGUCAGAUAAAUGGGAGUGAAAACAUGAAAUCCAUGUGUUAAUAGCCCACUCGGAGAGGAAAGCCAUGUUCUUGUGUCGUCCCAGAGUAUCAGUAAAGACACAGGACAAAAGAGCACAGCCUCGGCACUGUGCCAGGCUUCUAGGUACAGCCAGAGUGAAAAUAAUAAAAUCCAUGUUCUUGGCUGCAGAAUGUCUUCACUCCCAAGACACAAACAUGUUUGUUUUCUGUUGAUGCUUUUUAACAGACUGAAAGAGUUUCAGCGUGAUGACAGGUGUCUCAGAGGUCUCAUAUGCUAGACAAGUGUUCGGAAAGUCUUGAGUCGUAAUUUAAAAAUAGAGCUCAAAACCCUUUGAUAGGUGAAUAUUAGUCUCUUGGGUCGCAACAUAACAGCCAAGAUAAUCUAAAAUAAAGCCAGCUGCAGACCUCUGCAAGGCCAUGUACUCAAAGUUUGGAUGUUUACUUGUACUGCAAGACAAUGAGGAAUUUGUUUUAGGGAGCAGCUAUCAUUUCAGCCGUACCCGUUUGUGUGUGUUUCCACAUGUGAUGUGAUGAUCAACACAGUGACACCAGAAACUUGUUGCGAUAACUCAAGAUCCUUGAAUGGUUUUAAUUGUAUUACUUUAAAUGUUUGGACAGUUGUUUUAUGCAUAAUUAAUAAAUGUCACAUUUGGCGUUGUGUUUCAGACCAUCAGACAAAUUUAGGCCAGAAAUGUGUUUUUUCCCAUAAACCUAAAAUAUUACACAUUCUUACUUACUACAUUCUAAGAUUUAAUUGUUUAGGUCUGUUUUUUUUGCUAUGCAGUAGCUGUUGCCACAUAAGGUGCAGUCUUGUGUGGCAAAAGUCAGAUCGACCCAGGUCCCCUCUCUGCUCUGUGGGAAAAGUAUGCUUUUGGAGGCAAUGCUGUCUGUGUCCUUUGUUCUCCUGUCAAUCUGGCCAAGAUCAAAUAUUUAUGUUUCCUUGUUGAACUCCUCACCCUUCUUCCCCAGUUGGUUUUCUUGCCUUCCAGUCUCUGACGACAUUUGCCCAGCUGUACACCAGCAUAACUGCCCAUCUCCCUGCCUUUUUGUCUCUGUCCGCUCUGUCUCUGCUAACUGACCUUUCCUCUUUCCACGCUGCUUCUGUAAGCCUUUUUGUCCUCUUUCAUGUUCUUCUCUGAUUAAUUACUACAUGAGGAGGGAGGGUUCCAGCUAAAUGUGGCACUUGCUGUCAUACAAAUUAGAGGCAGUAAAUUUUGGGGGCCUGCCUCAUGUUUGAAGUGGUGCCUAUGCUUGUGUGGUUAAUAUCCUGUGGCUUGAGAUGUUUACCACAAAUGAAAAUCAGUUGGACACUAACAAUCACUAACAGUAUAACAAUAUACUUUUUAGAACCUUACUUUCAGAGAUGUAAUAUGUUUUCACCAAAUAUCUCAGCAACUAUUGGAUGGAUUGUCAUGGAAUUUUGCACAGACGUUCAUGUUCUCUUAAGGAUGAAUUUAUUUAACUCUGGUGUUCCCUCUACUUUUGGUCUUGCACCAGGGCAAAAUUUUAAACUACCUACUACCUAUGUGUUUUCCUUAGCAAUAACUUAUAGCUGUCAUUACUGCUGUUCCACAGGGAUUGAAGCCAUUAUUUUUCUAAUCUUGAUAAUCUGUGUCAACACAUUAACUAAGGUUGUAAGGACUAUGGUAGUCUGUAGUACUUGUUGAUUUUCUAUAUGACAAAUUUGUAAUUUUUAUUAUUUUGGGAUACUGUGAUUUUGAUAUACUGCUACAAUUGUUGCCUUAUCUAUUGUACCUUGUUUUAAGCCAGAUGAGUUGGCAGUUACACUUAGUAUCAGUAAUGCCUCUGAAGUUGUUUUUCUGUUCCUGUGCAGAUGACCAUCUCCACAUAAAACAGCUGACAGGAAGCAUACAAGAACUGUUAAUUAAAUAAAAAAGUCAGACUCUUCA
Lates calcarifer (barramundi perch) is the source of this 3923-nucleotide messenger RNA. It is a transcript of the gene gtpbp3, whose product is annotated as GTP binding protein 3, mitochondrial. Gene Ontology annotation, molecular function: GTPase activity; GTP binding; protein binding. The record is from RefSeq and is a predicted model, not a curated record. Gene Ontology annotation, biological process: tRNA methylation; tRNA wobble uridine modification. The transcript is spliced from 11 exons. Bases 445 to 1995 code for a protein of 516 amino acids. Gene Ontology annotation, cellular component: mitochondrion; cytoplasm. NCBI's taxonomy places the organism in Eukaryota, Metazoa, Chordata, Actinopteri, Centropomidae.